AUGAAAUUUGACGAUUUUCUACAUACAAUUAAUGAUUUUGGUCAAUAUCAAAAGUUAAGAUACUUUUGUAUAUGUUUGACGUACAUGUUACCACCUGUUAUGGUUUAUACAUGGUCCUUUGCAGCUGCAACACCAUCAUUUCGAUGUAAACUUUAUGAGAAUGAUUCUGUCUAUGAUAAUCAUAUUCCAGUUUUCUACAAUCAAAGUCAACCGGAUGAAGCAUACUGUAAAGCAAAUAUGAAAAUAUCUAUUAGAGAAUGUCAGCGAUGUUAUAUGAAAACAAUGUCAACCAAUGGUGAAGUACGUAUUCAACCAUGUGAAGGUUAUGUUUUUGAUCGAAAAUAUCAUCAAUAUACACUUGUUGAAGAAGUCUGUAUCUCUGUUAUAAUAAUAACAACAUAA
Rotaria sp. Silwood2 is the source of this 402-nucleotide messenger RNA. The record is from the annotation of a GenBank genome assembly. Lineage: Eukaryota; Metazoa; Rotifera; Eurotatoria; Philodinida; Philodinidae.